Closterium sp. NIES-67 is the source of this 1420-nucleotide messenger RNA. NCBI's taxonomy places the organism in Eukaryota, Viridiplantae, Streptophyta, Zygnematophyceae, Desmidiales, Closteriaceae. The record is from the annotation of a GenBank genome assembly.
GUCCUCCCAAGCCAAUUCCUCCACCCUUGCUCGCUCAGCCAUGACUUCCCCUCUCCCUCACACGCUUCUCACAGCUCCUCGCCUCGCCUCUCCACCCACCUCGAGUUCUCCCGCUCCUCCUGCCGCACCUCUGUAACGGCCGCGAAUUGUACGCUUUCCCACUCUCGCUCCUGCUCUCCCUCCAACCUUCGCGCUCAUCCUGCUUACCCGCCCUUCCCGCGCCCUCGCCAUCCCCUCUCCCCUCCGCCUCUGUCUCCCUCGCUCGGAAGUUCGUGACCCGCUGCAAGCGCGGAAGCCGCCACCUCUCCGCGUUCUGCGCGCGAGGCGGCGCCAGCCAUCGACGCGCGCCGCAUGGCUUCCAUCGGAGCUGAUCACCUGCGGUUCGCGUCGUGACCAUGGCGAAAGACACCUGCGAAUUCGCGGAAUCGCCUGCUCCACGGUAAUCAUGGCUCGCGAGCUGCCGGUGCUGACGAGCAAAGCGCAGAUCGACGCGUUCCUGUGGAACACGGUGGACGCCGUGCUCGUGCUGCGAUUCGGCCGCGCGCACGACCCGCACUGCAUGCAGCUCGAUGACGUGCUGGCAAGGGCAGCAGUAGACGUGAGUCGGUUCGCGCGCAUCGCUCUGGUGGACGCGGAGGCGGGCGGCGCGGCGGUGUACGUGGAGUACCUGGACGUGCGGGUCAUGCCGGCGUGCGUGUUCUUCUUCAACGCCACGCACAUCAAGAUGGACGCCGGCACGGCGGACCACAGCAAGUGGGUGGGGCCGUUCGCCAGCAAGCAGGACUUCAUCGACGUGGUGGAGACCAUCUACAGGGGCGCCAUGAGGGGCAAGCUCAUAGUGACGUGCCCGCUGCCCAGGGACCGCAUCCCCCACUACGAGCUGCUCUACCACAGCUUCUAGCCCGCCGUGCACUCGGAGUUUCCAUGCCGGUAUCCACUCCUAGGACUAUAUGAGGGCUUUGGGUGUCAACAAAUAUAAUCAUCUAGGCUAGGUAGUUUAUAUUUGUUAUAGCCUUAGUUAGGUCAGUUCUUCGAGGGUACAGUCUUAUCUUUGUAACCCUCGACAUUUUUCCCUAGUCCACUCUUCUCUCUACAUCCUAACAUGGCAUCUAGAGCUUCGGCCCCCAGUAGCCGGCCACCAGCCGCCAGCACCAGUCGCCAGCCGCCAGAGGCCGACCGCCGACCCCCAGCCGUCAGCCGCCAGCUUCCACCACUCGCAGCCAGCCGCCGACCACCAGCCGCCAGCGGCAGUCGGCCGCCAGCGGCCAGUCGCCUUUCGGCCGCCAGCCCCGUGUAACACGAACUGCUUUGUCAGAGACGGCGGGCAUCGGCUGUUGCUGGCGGUCGCGUUCGUAACUGAGACGAACUUCGCAAACAUCAUCCUGGUCAGCAUCUGCAAGAGGAAUGAAUUCAGGUAUGC